This is a messenger RNA of Pyrenophora tritici-repentis Pt-1C-BFP, 1659 nucleotides long. RefSeq lists its product as uncharacterized. Gene Ontology annotation, molecular function: alcohol dehydrogenase (NAD+) activity; metal ion binding. Gene Ontology annotation, cellular component: mitochondrion. Lineage: Eukaryota; Fungi; Ascomycota; Dothideomycetes; Pleosporales; Pleosporaceae. The record is from RefSeq and is a predicted model, not a curated record.
AUGUCGAGUUUUGCCAACUACUGCCGCAAGAAGCGCACAAUCCAACAGCUUCCCACACCUGCCCGGAAGGGUCACAACGCCAUCUUGAACGCCGAAUACAUACAAGACAUUGUUGAUGCAAUUGGCACAUGGAGCUGUCAGCGAGUCUUCCUUGUGCAUUCGAAAGCGCUAGAUCAGAACACAGAUGUUAUCAAGAAGCUCAAGGAGAGGUUGGGGCCAUUUGUUGUGGGGGCCAAGUCCGGCGUUGGCGCGCAUUCUCCUUACGAGGAUGUUCUGGACAUCGCAAGAAAGAUACACGAAGAAAAUGCGGACUGCUUGAUCAGCAUAGGAAGUAGCAGUUACUCUGAUGCGAGCAAAAUUGCUCGCUUGAUGGACGCAAAUCUUACCCCAGACAACCUCACAGUGGAAACGAUGGAGGGUUUGGUGGAUCAAGAGAAGGGAUGUGCAGAUAAUCUGAAUGAUCCCAAGAUCAAGCUGAUACUUGUCCCAACGAGUCUGUCGGCAAGCGAAUGGAACAACAAUUCCUCUGCAACAAACCCCCAGACCCAUAAGAAACAGCAUUUCGCAAGCGAGCAAGCAGCUCCGGAUCUUAUACUACUUGAUCGUGAGGUCGCCUCGACUUCGCCGAGGAAAUUGUGGCUUGCUAGCGGCAUGCGCGCGGUGGACCAUUGUGUCGAGACGAUGGUGAACGAAAAGUGCAAAGAAGAAGUAUUCCACCACAUGGAAGAUGCACUAGCGGUGCUUCUUAGAGGGCUGAAAGACUAUAAGAACGGUGAAAGUAAAGACGACCACACUAAACUGCUCGACGGGAUCGAAGAUUGUCAGAUCGGGUCCCGCAAUGCCAUGAUGGGUCUCUUACUAUGGAACGUGCCAAUGGGCCUUUCGCACGCCAUUGGACAUCAGCUCGGCAGCGUUUGCGGUGUCAUGCACGGCGUUACAUCCUGCAUCAUGCUUGCCCCCGUCCUGCGCUACACUGCGUCCAAGUCUGAUAGGCAGAAGCAGAUUCAGGAACGUGUGCUGGGUAUUUGGAACAAAGUUCUCAAGGGCGAAGAAUCAAGCCUCGCGGAUGCAGUAAGCAAUUUCGUGAGGUUUCUGGAGCUACCAAGUACACUGCAGGAAGCUGGGAUUGACAAAAAGCAGGAUAUUAACAAGGUCGCUGAACGAACAUUGACAGAUGUGUUUGGGGUGAUGGAGGGCAUGGGCGGGAAAGAUGACAUACUUGCCAUUCUGGAUGACGCAAAGGGCGGAGAAAUGCAAGAUGGAUCAGCGUUUCGUCACUUCUUCCCUGGAAAAUACAUCGCCCUGAGAUCGCCCAUGGGCAAGUCCUCAAAGCUCGCCACAUCCUCAACAAUUACGUUGGCCAACUCAGCGGGGAGUUGCCCCUCGCCCCACCGACUCAUAGUUCUCCAUAUCUCAUGGAUACGCGUACUAUCUCUCAGGAAAUCCCUAGAGCGUCGAAACCACCCCGCCUCGAACCAUUCGGCCUUCGCACCAUCCCAACCCCAAUGUUCUAGCUCCUGCUCGCCCCACAACGGCAACAGCUCCUGGGCCUUGGAAAGAGAUAAUGCUAUCGGUGCUGAAGCUGUAUCCCACGGGUUUGCUUUUGAUGGGGAUGGGGAUGAUGUUCCCGACUUUGUGGGUUUCGGUGGGUCCCAUUGA